GCCUGACUUCCGGAUUGUAAUCCUACCUAAGGAGGUGAAGAGCGCUUCAGGUGCAACAAUACACUGACGGUCACUCAAAUGUCGCCAUAAAACUAGAAAAAACGAAAACAGCGUCGUGUUGUCUUAUGCUUUCAGGCAGUACUGAGUGAAACCUUUCCCAGCAUGAUGAAUGUGAGGAGAGUGGAAAGGACAGUUUUGAGUGUGGAACAGUCAGAGGGAGUCGGGGCUCGUGUCCGCAGGAGCAUCGGUAGAAAGGAGCUGAGGAACCUGGAUCCCUUCCUGAUGUUGGAUGAGUUCAGAGUAAGCAAGCCGGCAGGUUUUCCGGACCAUCCUCACAGAGGAUUUGAGACGGUAACAUACGUUUUAGAGGGAAUCACUGCCCAUGAAGACUUCUGUGGCCAUUCAGGACAACUGAAACCUGGAGAUCUGCAAUGGAUGACUGCAGGACAGGGGGUGGUCCAUGCUGAGAUGCCCGUGUCGGAGGAGCCAGUGGUGGGCUUACAGCUGUGGGUGAACCUGCCGAGAAGAGACAAGAUGGUGGAACCAGCGUACCAGGAGAUUAAAGGCUCAGAGAUCCCCAAACGCAGCCAGGGAGGAGUUGCAGUCGCUGUGAUAUCUGGGGAGGCUUUAGGAGCAAAGUCUAAGGUCUUCACGAGGACGCCGACUUUGUACCUAGACUUCAGACUGCAGACAGGAGCCCUGCAUGUGCAGCCCAUCCCCUCAGGAUGGACUGCAUUCAUCUACACGCUAUCAGGAUCCAUUCAUGUCGGUCCAGAUCAGGAGCAGCAGAAGGUGGAGCCCCAUCACACUGUGGUGUUCGGAGAUGGAGACUGUGUCAGGGUUCAGAACAAGGGCUCUGAAGCUUCCCACUUCGUGCUGAUCGCUGGAGAACCAAUCAAAGAGCCUGUGGUCCAACACGGUCCAUUUGUAAUGACCACAGAGGAGGAGAUCAGACAGGCAAUCACGGACUACCAGUCUGGCAGAAACGGCUUUGAAAGGGCCGUAAACUGGAGGUCCAAGAUCAGGGACUCUAUCUGAGCUCCGCACGUUGCACUGACAGACUUUGCCUCAUUUGUUGCUAUAGAAACAUAUUGAUUUGUUUGUGAUAAUGUAAAAACGAUGAAAGUUUGAUGUUAGAAGACACAGAUAUUUAUUUUUCAGCAUGUGUUCUGUCCCUAACCCUAACCCUUUACGGGACAUUUAGUACUUUCCAGCAUCCAUCUGAGCUUGCUGCAUGUCCAAGUGCUUCAUGUGGGAGUGGACGGCGUGCUCCAUUGUUAGCAGUGUAGCAGUUCACCCUCUCUUCCUUGUAAAAUAAUCAUUUUUAGGGAAAAUGUGCUGCUAACUGCUCUCCACUCCCCUUGUUAAAUUUAAGCUUUAUUACAUUUUCCUUCUGCAGUUUGAACUAACACUGUAGCAGAGCUGUUAUGGAAUUCUGAAAGCGGGUUGCUUUCACAUGCCGCCAUGACGAUGAUUUAAUAUAAUUUAAUUAAAUUGAAGAAUGGCGGUUUUACACAUGUUUUGAUGUUUUGCCCCAGAAUUUCCUAAAGGAACAUUACCAGAAUUCAUCAAGCUGCUGUUAAACAAAUCACAGAAGAAUCACAUUUCCACUUUUAAAAAAAAAGGUGCAAUGUUUCAUAAUCAUUAUAAGCAGAAAAGAUUCUCAAGAUACUGCUCCUCAUUUGCAUACAAAUUAGGAAUAUUGU
Messenger RNA from Chelmon rostratus (copperband butterflyfish), 1706 nucleotides. It is a transcript of the gene pir, whose product is annotated as pirin. The transcript is spliced from 10 exons. The record is from RefSeq and is a predicted model, not a curated record. Bases 163 to 1038 code for a protein of 291 amino acids. Gene Ontology annotation, biological process: monocyte differentiation. Lineage: Eukaryota; Metazoa; Chordata; Actinopteri; Chaetodontiformes; Chaetodontidae. Gene Ontology annotation, cellular component: nucleus. Gene Ontology annotation, molecular function: quercetin 2,3-dioxygenase activity.